Molecule: messenger RNA, 2941 nt
Organism: Hypanus sabinus (Atlantic stingray)
Lineage: Eukaryota; Metazoa; Chordata; Chondrichthyes; Myliobatiformes; Dasyatidae
Product: gastrula zinc finger protein XlCGF26.1-like
Exons: 3
Coding region: 10-1902 (630 amino acids)
Biological process (GO): regulation of transcription by RNA polymerase II; central nervous system development
Cellular component (GO): nucleus
Molecular function (GO): RNA polymerase II cis-regulatory region sequence-specific DNA binding; DNA-binding transcription factor activity, RNA polymerase II-specific
Source: RefSeq, a predicted model, not a curated record
UCUGACCUAAUGGCUCACCAGCGAGUUCACACCAAGGAGCGGCUGUUCACCUGCUCCAUCUGUGAGAAGAGAUUCAGUAACUCUUCAACCCUAUGGAAACACCAGCGAAUUCACAAUGGGGAGAAGCCGUUCCCCUGCGCAGUCUGUGGGAAGAGAUUCACUCGGUCAUUCUACCUACUUGAACACCUGCGAGUUCACACUGGGGAGAGGCCAUUCACCUGCUCAGACUGUGGGAAGGGAUUCACUCAGUUAUCCAACCUACAGAGUCAUCAGCGAGUUCACACUGGGGAGAAGCCGUUCCCCUGCGCAGUCUGUGGGAAGAGAUUCAUUGACUCAUCCAGCCGACAGAAACAUCAGCGAAUUCAUACCGGGGAGAAGCCGUUCACCUGCUCAGAAUGUGGGAAACGAUUCACUCAGUCAUCCCACCUUCAGAGUCAUCAGCGAGUUCACACUGGGAAGAAGCCAUUCACCUGCUCAGAAUGUGGGAAACGAUUCACUCGGUCAUUCUACCUACUUGAACACCUGCGAGUUCACACUGGGGAGAGGCCAUUCACCUGCUCAGACUGUGGGAAGGGAUUCACUCAGUUAUCCAACCUACAGAGUCAUCAGCGAGUUCACACUGGGGAGAAGCCGUUCACCUGCUCAGUCUGUGGGAAGAGAUUCACUGAUCUAUCCACCCUACUGAGGCAUCAGCGAGUUCACACUGGAGAGAGGCCGUUCACCUGCUCAGAGUGUGGGAAGGGAUUCACUCGGUCAUCCCACCUACUGGCACACCAGCGAGUUCACACUGGGGAGAAGCCAUCCACCUGCUCAGUCUGUGGGAAGAGAUUCAUUUAUUUAUCCCACCUGCAGAUACAUCAGCGAGUCCACAGUGGAGAGAAGCCAUUCACCUGCUUGGUCUGUGGGAAGAGACUCACUCAUUUAUCCAGCUUACAGAUUCAUCAGCGAGUUCACACUGGGGAGAGGCCAUUCACUUGCUCAGUCUGUGGGAAGGGAUUCACUCGGUCAUCCACCCUACAGAGUCAUCACCGAGUUCACACUGGGGAGAAGCCAUUCAUCUGCUCAGAAUGUGGGAAAGGAUACACUCAGUCAUCCGAACUACUGGCACACCAGAGAAUUCACACUGGGGAGAAGCCAUUCACCUGCUCAGACUGUGGGAAGGGAUUCACUCACUCUUCCACACUAUGGAGACACCAGCGAGUUCACACUGGGGAGAAGCCAUUUACCUGCUCAGUCUGUGGGAAGAGAUUCACUCAGUCAUCCAUACUACAGAUUCAUCAGCGAAUACACACUGGAGAGAGGCCGUUCACCUGCUCAGAGUGUGGGAAGGGAUUCAUUCGGUCACACCAUCUGCAGAGACACCAGCAAGUUCACACUGGGGAGAAGCCAUUCCUCUGCUCAGACUGUGGGAAGAGAUUCACUGAGUCAUCCACUCUAUUGGUACAUCAGCGUGUUCACACUGGGGAGAAGCUGUUCACCUGCUCAGACUGUGGGAAGGGAUACACUCAGUCAUCCCACCUACAUAGACAUCAGCGAGUUCACACUGGGGAGAAGCUGUUCCUCUGCUCAGACUGUGGGAAGAGAUUCACUCAGUCAUCCAACCUACAGAGUCACUUGCGAGUUCACACUGGGGAGAAGCCGUUCACUUGCUCAGAAUGUGGGAAGAGAUUCACUCAGUCAUCCACCCUACAGAGACAUCAGCGAGUUCACACCGGGGAGAAGCCAUUCACCUGCUCAGAAUGUGGGAAGGGAUUCACUCAGUCAUCCAACCAACAAUGUCAUCAGCGAGUUCACACUGGGGAGAAGCCGUUCACCUGCUCAGAAUGUGGGAAGCGAUUCACUCGGUCAUCCCAACUACUGGCACAUCAGUCAGUUCACAAUGGGGAGUUGCCAUUGUUAUGAAUCCCUAGGUUUCAUUUGCCAUGGACUGACAUUUUAAGAGAGAGGGAUUAAGAAGUAAAAUCAGUUGGACUUGCAGCUUGUUUACAUCGCUCGCAGCUUGUUUAGUUUUAACCGAGGACACAGACAAUCAGAGUCAGACGGAGAUGAAGGAGGAAAAAUGGAAGGAUUGAAAACAGGGAACUGGUGGCCAAGGGUCACUGUUUGGAGCUUCCCUAUGCCCACAAGGGUGGGUUAAUUAUCGAUUCACUGUACAUCGAAUGUUUGUUUGUCACCUCGUUAGAUCCAUAGGAGUGAAUCUGAUUUAGAAUAUCCUGUGAAGACAACUGAUGUGUUAUCCCUUGCAUGGCUGUGGUGAGGUAAUUCACUUGAAGACAAUAUUCCUUGUGACAAGUCAAUUUCGAUGAUAAUUUGAUGGAUAAAAUCUACAGUGACUGUUCUCUCGUUUUACCACCAUGGAACCUGUGGAAUUCGACAAAAUUGCCUUCGCUCGACAUUUAGCCUGGAUUGCAAAUAUCUCUCUCUCAUCACCUAUUCCAUGAAUGAACUGAACUUUCAUAUUUUACCAUCUGAAAACUGUAAGCAUUGUUCCCCCUAAACACAAUAGUUUUGGAGCAACAUUUACACACGUAUAUACACAUUACUCUGUUAACUUUUGUUUAUCUUGCUCAAGUUUCUACAUAGUAAAAAGAGGGGUUUUCACAUCAAAGCCAGACCCCAGUGUGAACUCAAUUGCUGCUGGUUUGUUUCUGAAGUGUUAUGGUUCAUAAUAAAAUUGGGGCCUGCAUCUGAAAUAUGAACAAAUUUGGGGUGUUUUUAUUGAUUAAUUAUUGAUUUCAUUGGGAAAAUCCCUUUUGAUUUAUUUGUGUGUUGAAAAUCAGCAGCGGACGCUGAUAGGUUUGUGGAAGCGCCAACCUCUGAGGCAUUGGAGGAUGCCAGACGGAUUGAGUUGUUGAGUAUUGCUAAAAUGUUAAAACUUGCCAAAGUGAAAUCGACAAUGAGGAGGGCACAGAUGCAGAGAAUUAUAGCUGAACAUGAUGUA